Molecule: messenger RNA, 910 nt
Organism: Truncatella angustata
Lineage: Eukaryota; Fungi; Ascomycota; Sordariomycetes; Amphisphaeriales; Sporocadaceae
Exons: 3
Coding region: 133-705 (190 amino acids)
Biological process (GO): positive regulation of translational fidelity; translation
Cellular component (GO): cytosolic small ribosomal subunit
Molecular function (GO): rRNA binding; structural constituent of ribosome
Source: RefSeq, a predicted model, not a curated record
CUAGCGAGCCCAGCAACUACGGUACGAGCUUGACGGAUUUUCGUGAUCUUUUUUUCUCCCUCCCUCUUCUCGAUCGGAUAUCCCUCUGCAACCACCCAACAACCGAGCAAGAUCAGUAGUUGAGUCGCAACAAUGGCUCCUCUCUCUUACUCCAAGACCGCCAAGGUCCCUCGUCGUCCUUUCGAGGCCGCCCGACUUGACUCCGAGUUGAAGCUCGUUGGCGAGUACGGUCUCCGCAACAAGCGUGAGGUCUGGCGUGUCCAGCUCACCCUGUCCAAGAUUCGUCGUGCUGCCCGUCAGCUCCUUACCCUCGAUGAGAAGGACCCCAAGCGUCUCUUCGAAGGAAAUGCCCUCAUCCGUCGUCUCGUACGUGUCGGUGUCCUCGACGAGUCCCGCAUGAAGCUCGAUUACGUCCUGGCCCUCAAGGUCGAGGAUUUCUUGGAGCGCCGCCUCCAGACUUGCGUCUACAAGCUCGGUCUCGCCAAGUCCAUCCACCACGCCCGUGUCCUCAUCCGCCAGCGCCACAUACGCGUCGGCAAGCAGAUCGUCAACGUCCCCUCUUUCAUCGUCCGUCUCGACUCCCAGAAGCACAUUGACUUCGCCCUGACCUCGCCCUUCGGUGGCGGCCGCCCCGGUCGUGUCCGAAGAAAGAAGGCCAAGUCCGCCGAGAAGGGUGGCGACGAGGAGGAGGAGGAGGAGGAGUAAAUCCUCCCCUCGAAUGUAUGAAGCCAUGAUCAUGUUGUGGACCAUGAUAGGAAUCCACUGGUUGAGGGAUCUGAUACUACUUUAUGGGCAUAUGGAGUCAAAAGCCUUUCAUAGCUCACGGCGUUAGGCCAGGGAUCAGGGAAUUGCAUGAAAAUGAUUUGCACCACCAACCAUUUACCUUCAACAUGAUCAUCUCCGGUUUCAA